Arvicanthis niloticus (Nile rat) is the source of this 3964-nucleotide messenger RNA. It is a transcript of the gene Ccdc136, whose product is annotated as coiled-coil domain containing 136. NCBI's taxonomy places the organism in Eukaryota, Metazoa, Chordata, Mammalia, Rodentia, Muridae. Gene Ontology annotation, cellular component: acrosomal membrane. The record is from RefSeq and is a predicted model, not a curated record. Gene Ontology annotation, biological process: single fertilization; acrosome assembly.
CUCCCUGCGCACCGGGCUCCCGGUCCCCGGCCCGGAGGCUGCGGCUUCUGCUCGGGAGGCGGCGGCAGCGGCGGGAGCGGCCAUGGAGGCAGGCGGCGGGGCCGGCGCGGGAGCCGCGGGCUGGAGCUGCCCUGGCCCAGGACCCACAGUAACCACUUUAGGCUCUUAUGAGGUAUCUGAGGGUUGUGAGAGGAAGAAAGGCCAGCGCUGGGGGUCCCUGGAGCGCCGUGGGAUGCAAGCUAUGGACGGGGAGGUGUUACUUCCAGCUCUAUAUGAGGAAGAGGAGGAAGAGGAAGAAGAGGAAGAGGUGGAAGAAGAUCAAGUACAGAAAGGAGGCAGUUUGGGCUCCCUAUCAAUGGGCAAGCAUCGGGGCCUGAGCCUGACGGAGACAGAGCUGGAGGAGCUGAGGGCUCAGGUGCUGCAGCUGGUGGCAGAGCUGGAGGAGACUCGAGAGCUCGCUGGGCAGCAUGAGGAUGACUCCCUGGAGCUUCAGGGGCUCCUGGAAGAUGAACGGCUGGCCAGUGCCCAGCAAGCAGAAGUAUUCACCAAGCAGAUUCAGCAGCUCCAAGGUGAGCUGCAACAUCUACGGGAGGAGAUUUCCCUGUUAGAGCAUGAGAAAGAAAGUGAACUUAAAGAAAUAGAACAGGAGUUGCAUUUGGCCCAAGCAGAGAUCCAGAAUCUACGGCAAGCUGCAGCAGAUUCUGCAACUGAACAUGAGAGUGACAUAGCAUCCUUGCAGGAUGAUCUCUGCCGGUUGCAGAAUGAACUCGAUGACAUGGAACGCAUUCGAGGGGAUUAUGAGAUGGAAAUUGCCUCGCUCCGUGCAGAAAUGGAAUUAAAGACUUCUGAACCAUCUAAUUUAAGUAUCUCAGACUUCUCUGGGAUGCAAGAGGAGCUGCACCAACUUCGGGAGCGCUACCACUUUCUGAACGAGGAGUACCAGGCCUUGCGGGAGAGCAACAGCAGCCUCACAGGGCAGCUUGCUGAGCUGGAGAGUGAUAGGACACGAAGAGCAACAGAACGAUGGUUGGAAUCUCACAUGCUAAGGAGUAUGAUAUCCUCAGAGUCUCAGACUUCAGAACUGGAUUUCCCAGAGCCUGACCCUGUGAUGCAGGUUUUGCGCCAGAAGCUGCUGGGAGCUGAGGAACAGAUGCAGAACAUGGAGGACAAGUGUAAGAACCUGUAUUGUGAAUUAGAAGAGCUACAGCAUCACCGCAGAGCCAGUGAGGAGGAGCAGAAGCGGCUGCAGAGAGAGCUCAAGUGUGCCCAGAGUGAGGUGCUCCGGUUCCAGACCUCCCACAGCACCCAGAAUGAGGAACUGAAGAGCAGGCUCUGUGCCCUGCAGCAAAAGUAUGAUGCUAGCCAGGAUGAACACAGUGAGCUUCUGAAGGUGCAGAUGCAGCUCGAGACUGAGCUCCAGCAGCUCAGACUCCUCAGAUGCACACCUGUAGAGAGCCAGAGUGAAAAGGAGUUAAUGUGCCGGCUCCAGAAGCUGCAGGCUCAGCACCAGUGCAGUGUGAAUGAAAAGGAGCAGCUUCUAGAAGUCCAGCAUCACCUGCACGACAAGCUGCGCUGCCAUGAAUCAGAGGUGCAUCGUCUCCGAGACAUGGUGGACUGCUUGCGAGAGAAAAAUGAGAAGAAUUCAGGGAUACACAUCCAGCUUCAGGAGAUGAAGGGAUUGUAUCAGUUCAGCAGGGAUGAGCUGGAGCGUCACAAGCACAUGUAUGACCAGUUGGAGCAGGACUUCCUGCUCUGCCAGCAGGAGCUGACAGAGCUCAAGUCCAACCAGUCCAUUUGUGAAGAUAACGGAAACUGCUCGAACAAGUGUGAUGCACUGCUGGCCAGACUGACAGAAUUGCAGGACAAGUUCAAAGCCAGCCAGCAGGAGAUUGCGCACCUGCAGAUGGAACAGUGUGAGCUCCUGGAGGAUCAGAGGAGGCUGCAGGAGGAGCAGGGCCAGCUGCAGGAAGAGCUCCAUAGGCUCACGUUCCCACAGCCCAAAUGUGGUCUCUUACAGAAGAGUCAGGAGCUGCUUUCAAAGUUGCAAGACCUGUGUGAAAUGCAGGUGCUCUACCAAAACAUGCAGGACCAACAGAGAAAACUGAUACAAAACCAAGAGUGUCUAUUAAAGGAACAAUUAGAGGCACACAAACAUCUUCGAAAUUUCAAAGAGUCUAAUUUCCAGGAAGUGUUGGUGAGCCCUCAAGAUGUGAAAGGGCCUAAGUCUUCCAGUUGUGAGAAUAAGGUAAGCACUCACAUCUGCCCUAGAAGAGGGGCAGCUAAAAGGACUGAAAUAUCUCACAGUAAUGGUGAUGUCUCCUGCACCCCCUGCCUCUCCCCCCCCUCCCAGUUCAAAGUGCUUAUGGACCAGCUGCAGGCUCUACAGGAGCUAUAUGACAGCAGUCAGAAACAGCAGGAGGUGCUGCAGCAGGAACAUGGGCGGCUCAUGGAGGAGCGGAGGAGGCUGCAGGCUGAGCUACAGCUCUGCAUGGAAGAAAUGCAGCUGCUCCAAACCCAGUCCCCCAUCAUAAAACAGAGUCUUGAGUACUGCAGGAGGAAGUCAGGCAGCAGGGCCCCCAGCACUGAGAGCUUCCACAGGAGUUAUGACAGUACCAUUGAGGAAAAUGAAGGCUAUCAGAAGAGUUACUUGAGCUCUCAGCCCAGCAAUGAAACCUUCCUCAAGAGCUAUGAGAGCACCACCAGUUCCAACGAGGCCUUUCAGAAGAGUUACUGCUCCAGCAGCACAAGUGUGUCCUAUAAGAAGAGUUACGGCACUGCCAGUAGUUCUGAAACACUUCACAAGAGUUAUGCCAGCAGCAGUACUGAUGAGGACCCGGCUGAGCCUGAAGACUUGGAGCACUUUGAGGAAACAGUGGCCAAGGUGCUGACCAAGUUGCAGGCAGUGAAGGCCCUGUACCAAGUGAGCCAGGAAGACCAUUGCCAGCUGCAGGAGCGGAUGACCAGGCUUCUGGAGAAGCAGAAAGAACUGAAGGAGGAGCUGGAAUGCUGUGAGAAGGAGUUGAAGGAAUGCAUGGAAAACUCUGAGAAGCCUGCAACUCCCCAGAAUGACAAGUGUGAGAUCAAAGAACUGCAAACUAAGCUGCGGGAGCUGCAGCUGCAGUACCAGGCUAGCAUGGAUGAGCAGGGGCGGCUUCUGGCAGUGCAGGAGCAGCUGGAGGGGCAGCUGCAGUGCUGCCAAGAAGAACUCCGUCAACUCAAAGAAAACAGGUCUUCUAUUAGCUCAGAAGCCAGGGGCAAGUAUGUCAAUAAGAAUAUGAACAAGAAUGCCAAUGGAGUUAGAAAUACGAAGUUGAGCAUGACAUGCUCAGAGGAUUCAUUUGAGAAUGAAACGAAUCUGGAUGUGGUGCUAUACUACAAGGCCAGCCAGAGGACAUUAGAUGAGCUAACGAAAGAAGAAAAAGAGAUGGAAGAGGCAAGAAAGAAAGAAAAAGUAAAGCAAGCCAGGAAAGAAUUGUGCAAACUAGCUGCUAAGCCAGCAGAUCCUAGUGCAGAGCCCGAGUCAGCAGAAGAUGAAGAUGGAAACUUUGAAGAGUACAGAGAAGGGGAGGAUGAAUCUUGUGAGACUGCUGAGGAAGGCAACCCUCUUAAGCUUUCUGAGAGCAAAAAGAACCUGUUUGGGAUGUGGAAGCCUAUGGUAUUCUUGGCUAUUGCAGCAGUAGCUCUGUAUGUGUUACCCAAUAUGCGACCACAGGAACCAGAAUUCUACAUGAAGUGAUGGCAGACCUGGACCAGCCCAGAGGGCAGAUCCCCAAAGGCUACCACCCUCACCUUUGGGCAGAAUACAUACACUGUGCCAGAGACCCCACCCCACCUAUGUUUCUCCAUCUCCUUGCCUCAGCCACUCAGACUGGAAAGGCUUAUGGGAGUUGCUGGCUCUCAACCUCCUGCCUUGUGUUAAGAACCUGGGUUCCUUGUAAUUAAAUAUCAGCCUAAUUACACGAAA